Odobenus rosmarus divergens (Pacific walrus) is the source of this 988-nucleotide messenger RNA. RefSeq names its product SAYSVFN motif domain containing 1 (gene SAYSD1). Lineage: Eukaryota; Metazoa; Chordata; Mammalia; Carnivora; Odobenidae. The record is from RefSeq and is a predicted model, not a curated record. Bases 92 to 643 code for a protein of 183 amino acids. The transcript has 2 exons.
GGCGCAGUGCGGCCGGGCACCGGAACAGCGGAGGGCAGGGGCCCGGCGGGCGGGUGCGCGUUCCCGGCGGGCGGGAAGCGAGGCGCGCGCCAUGGAACAGCGGUUAGCCGAGUUUCGGGCGGCUAGGAAACGGGCCGGGCUGGCUGCCGAACCUAACACUUCGAGCCCGAGUGCACAAACCUCAGGAGAGAAGGCGCAAGCAGCUGCGACUCCAAAGGCAGCCCCAGGCUGGCUAACACGGUUCCAGGUGUGGAAACCAAGGCUCGCGAGUGCCCGGGCCCAGUCCAGCCUCGCUCAGGAAGUGGCUCAGCCCGGGAGCAGCACAUCACAGCCACCACGGAAUACAGCCAUUCCUCUGCCAUCGCCACGGGACCAGUCUUUCCUGACCAACAUCACCUUCUUGAAGGUUCUUCUCUGGUUGGUCCUGCUGGGACUGUUUGUGGAACUGGAAUUUGGCCUGGCCUAUUUUGUCCUGUCCUUGUUCUACUGGAUGUAUGUCGGGACACGAGGCCCUGAAGAGAGGAGAGAGGGAGAGAAGAGUGCCUACUCUGUAUUCAACCCAGGCUGCGAAGCCAUUCAGGGCACCCUGACUGCAGAGCAGUUGGAACGGGAGUUACAGUUUAGACCCCUGGAGGGGAGAUAGGACCAACUCUCUUGUUAUGCAGCUAGUCUCCCACGUGGUCCUCCUAGCCCUUGGACGUGGGCUUGUGGGUUUGAUUUCAGGUGCCCAAGACUAAGGACAGCUUGCAGGUUAGUUCUGUGACUGUGAAGUUCUACAUUCUUUCCCAGGUCUUUGCUGCAGUUUUAUCUCUGAACUUUUCUUUGGUUUUGGUGAAACCCCGUGAAAGACACUCACUGUGGAUCUGAUGCAAUUUAUAAAACUUACAUACUCAGGAAAGAAAGCUGUUUGUCUCAUUAUUUGAGAAAGGUGGUUUUCAGAGCAUUAGAAGGGCGCUGAGGAGAUAACUUUAAAAUACCCAGCUGUUUG